CAUUAGUCUGUUUUUCUUAAUUUCUCUUCGCUUGUGAAUUUUUAAGUCGUACGUGAUGAGGUUUCUUAAAUUUUUGAGUUGGGUGUAGAUCUGUGAUGCUUAGUUCUUCAUAUUUUGUUAUGGGUAUUGCUGGAUCGAAGGCUUUAUUUAGUUUUUACCUCUAAAUUUUGUUAAUCUUGAUGAAGAUAAUGCCUCGGUUGAGUUUUGCUAGUCGCCGUGCAAUCCGAGAUCAGUCAACCAUAUGGAUUAGUUGUGCUUAGAUAGGAGGAAAAUUGGGAUUGAGUGAGUUCUUGAAAGUGUUUUGAGAGCUCUGUUUAUGUAAUCUGUGGAAGACUUGUAGUAGAAUGAUAAUUUGUUCCUCAGAUCUGCUGCCGGCCCUCCUCUUCUGCGCUGAGCCCCAAUUUCAUGCCCCAGCUCACGAAUCUGGGGCAUUUCUUCUUCAAAUCCCAUAGUUCUUUCCUUGUGUUCUUUUGGACAUUCUUCUUCAGACGCUAAAUUUCUUAAGUCAUGUCUCAGAGGUUAUUGACAAAGAUUUAGCGGUGAAAAUAACUUCUACACUUUCCGUUUAAUCUAUGUUUGGAAAUGCAGUGGCAGUUCCUGCCAAUAGUCCUCAUUUAAGAAAGUCUGGAAGCAGACCUGUAGUAUCUGAUUUGGAAUAUUUGUCUGGUACUGAGACAGGAAAUGGUGUGGACGAAACUCCCUUGCAUUCAAGGGAGGCAGAUGAUUUGAAGAGUACCAUAUUAACAAUGAAUCCUACAGCCAUAGUUCCAUCUCCUAUUUUGUUAUGGAGAUUCAAGGUUUUCUUGUUCAUCUUAUGGGGUUUAUUUUGUUGCAAGAUUGGCUGGGAUUCUGUUAUGAGAAUGAGUGUAGACUUGCGAGACCUAUUUCUCUACGAGGCAUUUCUGUAUUAUAAUCCUCUUCUUUUGGUGACUAUGAUGGUUUGGUUCUGGGGAAUUAACUUAUGGGUUUUUUCCCAAUCGAAUGUUAAUCAUGCAAAAAUAUUUGAACUUGAUCAAAAUCAUCUUACACACCGAGAAAUUUGGAAGUGUGCCACAUGGAUGACUAUUGUUGUCCCCACGAGCAUGACAGCGUAUCUCUAUCUUUAUUCUCAUGGGGAAGUAUCACUAGCUGCAUCACAACCAGUUCUCUUAUAUGUCGCUGUUGUGAUGAUUUUGGUUUUCCCUUUUGAAAUAUUUUACUUGUCAUCUCGAUAUUUCUUAUUAAGGACUCUUUGGCGAAUAGUUUUCCCGUUGCAGGCAAUUACAUUUGCUGACUUUUUCGUAGCUGAUAUACUGACGUCAAUGUCAAAGGUGUUUUCUGAUUUGGAAAGAUCAGUGUGUCGAAUGAUUCACCGACAGGUUGCCACCAUUGCAUGGUUCGAAGCUGAUUCCGUCUGUGGAAGUCACUCUGUUGCGAUCCCCGUGGUUCUUGUUUUGCCUUAUCUUUUUCGUUUGUUCCAAUGUCUCCGACAAUACAAGGACACAGGAGAAAAAACAACACUUUUGAAUGCUCUAAAAUAUUCAACAGCAGUACCGGUCAUUUUUCUUUCUGCCCUUAAAUACCAUGUCUUCCCUGAUAGAUGGACCAACUUUUAUCGGCCCCUUUGGCUGCUGUCUAGUGUUCUAAACUCUUCAUACUCAUUUUACUGGGAUGUCAAACGAGAUUGGGACUUGAGCACUUUCACUCGGAUUUUCAAGUUCAACCGACCGCACUUCUUCUCGCAUCUCUUGUAUGGGCGGAAAUGGGUAUACAUUUGGGUGCUGGGAAGUAAUCUGAUAUUGCGGUGUACAUGGACGUAUAAGUUAUCGGCUCAUCUUCGCCACAAUUACCUUACGGUGUUCACUAUCACGGCGUUAGAGAUCUUCCGAAGAUUCCAGUGGAUUUUCUUCCGAGUCGAAAACGAGUGGAACAAGAUGAACUCGAAGACGAACAUACAAAUUACGUCGAGUAAUCUCCCAACCGAAGAAGACAAGUUACUUAACUCCAGUAACCAUAGUGUUUAAAAUUGUUGAGUGGCAAUUGAUUUUUGCAUUAUUGAGGCAUAUGGUGGGUGUAUGGUAUUAUGUGGAUGAAUGCCAUUUGUUUUGUUUUGAAUAAUUGUUGUCAUUAAUCUUAUGAGAAGGGUCUCUUUGCCAUCACAGAUGGAUUAGCCUUUUAAUGUCUUUUGAUGGCACCUCUAUGGAUACCCCCUCAUUUUUUAAGGUUUCAAAACUAGUAAGUUUGAACUUUUAUUUCUAUU
This is a messenger RNA of Cucurbita pepo subsp. pepo (vegetable marrow), 2239 nucleotides long. The record is from RefSeq and is a predicted model, not a curated record. Lineage: Eukaryota; Viridiplantae; Streptophyta; Magnoliopsida; Cucurbitales; Cucurbitaceae.